Molecule: messenger RNA, 1916 nt
Organism: Brienomyrus brachyistius
Lineage: Eukaryota; Metazoa; Chordata; Actinopteri; Osteoglossiformes; Mormyridae
Gene: elp3
Product: elongator acetyltransferase complex subunit 3
Biological process (GO): tRNA wobble base 5-methoxycarbonylmethyl-2-thiouridinylation
Cellular component (GO): nucleus; cytoplasm; elongator holoenzyme complex
Molecular function (GO): acyltransferase activity, transferring groups other than amino-acyl groups; iron-sulfur cluster binding
Source: RefSeq, a predicted model, not a curated record
AGUGUCUGAAUUUUUCAACAGUUUGUAUCAGUUUACGGUUGAAAGCGUGUUUGGAUACGCAGUGUAUUUACUAUGAAUUGAUUCUUGAUCGUAAUCUUGUGUUUUGAGUUGUUUUCUGAUACAACAGUUUUGAAAUGGGAAAACCGAAGAAGAAGAGUGACCUCAGUCGAGCGGAGCUGAUGAUGAUGACCAUUGCAGAUGUCAUCAAGCAGCUGGUGGAGGCUCAUGAAGAAGGCAAGGAUAUCAACCUCAACAAAGUGAAGACGAAGACGUCGGCAAAGUACGGCCUGUCUGUGCAGCCACGCCUGGUGGACAUUAUUGCGGCCGUCCCGCCACAGUACCGCCGCAUCCUGCUGCCCAAGCUCAAGGCCAAACCCAUCCGUACCGCCAGUGGGAUUGCGGUGGUUGCCGUGAUGUGCAAGCCCCAUCGGUGCCCCCACAUCACCUUCACAGGGAAUAUCUGUGUCUACUGUCCUGGUGGUCCAGACUCUGACUUUGAGUAUUCCACACAGUCCUACACUGGCUAUGAGCCCACCUCGAUGAGGGCCAUCCGGGCCCGGUACGACCCCUACCUGCAGACUCGCCACCGCGUGGAGCAGUUAAAGCAGCUGGGACACAGCGUGGACAAGGUGGAGUUUAUUGUGAUGGGAGGCACCUUCAUGGCCCUGGCUGAGGAGUACAGAGAUUACUUCAUCAGGAACCUGCACGAUGCCCUGUCAGGCCACACCUCCAAUUCCGUGGCCGAGGCGGUCAGGUACUCGGAGCGCAGCACCACCAAGUGCGUUGGCAUCACCAUCGAAACGCGACCCGACUACUGCCUGAAGCGGCACCUGAGCGACAUGCUGGCCUACGGCUGCACCCGGCUGGAGAUCGGCGUGCAGAGCGUCUACGAGGAUGUGGCACGCGACACCAACAGGGGCCACACAGUGCGCGCUGUCUGCGAGUCCUUCCACCUGGCCAAGGAUGCUGGCUUUAAGGUGGUGGCCCAUAUGAUGCCGGACCUCCCAAAUGUGGGCAUGGAGCGUGACGUGGAGCAGUUCAUUGAGUUCUUUGAGAACCCUGCGUUCCGCCCAGACGGCCUGAAGCUGUAUCCCACCCUGGUGAUCCGCGGCACUGGGCUCUACGAGCUAUGGAAGACGGGUCGCUACAAGAGCUACUCGCCCAGCGCCCUGGUGGACCUGGUAGCCCGGAUCCUGGCUCUGGUGCCACCGUGGAUGCGUGUGUACCGCGUGCAGAGGGACAUCCCCAUGCCACUGGUGAGCUCCGGCGUGGAGCACGGAAACCUGCGAGAAUUGGCCCUCGCCCGCAUGAAGGACAUGGGCACCGAGUGCCGUGAUGUCAGGACCAGGGAGGUGGGCAUCCAAGAGAUCCAUCACAAAGUGCGGCCCUAUCAGGUGGAGCUGGUGCGCAGGGACUAUGUGGCCAAUGGCAGCUGGGAGACAUUCCUGUCAUACGAGGACCCAGAGCAGGACAUCCUGAUCGGCCUGCUGCGACUGCGGCGCUGCUCAACGGCGUCCUUCCGGGCUGAGCUCAAGGGGGGCGUGUCCAUCGUGCGUGAGCUGCACGUAUAUGGCAGUGUGGUGCCCGUCAGCAGCCGUGACCCCAGCAAGUUCCAGCACCAGGGCUUCGGGAUGCUGCUGAUGGAGGAGGCGGAGAGGAUAGCACGAGAGGAGCACGGGGCCGCAAAGCUGGCUGUCAUCUCCGGCGUGGGAACCAGGAACUACUACAGGAAGAUGGGCUAUGUGCUGGAGGGGCCGUAUAUGGUGAAGUGCCUGGACUGACAGAGGAUCACAUGACCACGGAGGGCCUAACAGGGAGCACAGCCUGUACAGAACACCCACAAGACCUCUUUACUGAACUGCUUUUAUCUUGGAGUGCAAACGUAUUAGGAUAUGAUUAAAUCUAUUUUUCUUUUA